Scylla paramamosain (green mud crab) is the source of this 1760-nucleotide messenger RNA. RefSeq names its product serine hydroxymethyltransferase-like (gene Shmt). The record is from RefSeq and is a predicted model, not a curated record. Lineage: Eukaryota; Metazoa; Arthropoda; Malacostraca; Decapoda; Portunidae. Gene Ontology annotation, biological process: folic acid metabolic process; purine nucleobase biosynthetic process; L-serine catabolic process. Gene Ontology annotation, molecular function: protein homodimerization activity; glycine hydroxymethyltransferase activity; pyridoxal phosphate binding. Gene Ontology annotation, cellular component: nucleus; cytosol; cytoplasm.
UGCGCCACUGAAAUCUCGCGUUGUGAUUGGUUGCUGUGGAGGCUGCGGGUAUAUAUAAAGCCCAGAUCAGCUGAUGCCGUCUCUUCUAGCUGAAUUUGGCGGGAGAACGACGGUGGAUCUGCACUUAGAAACUCAUUAUAACACCACCACCACCAUGACCUGCACCCCCAUUGACCUGACCCGACCCCUGGAGGAGGAUGACCCUGAGCUCUGUGACAUCAUUAAGAAGGAGAAGAAGCGGCAGUUCCUUGGUUUAGAAAUGAUUGCUUCAGAAAAUUUUACGUCUCGAGCUGUAAACGACUGUCUUUCAUCUUGCCUCACCAACAAGUACUCAGAAGGAAUGGUGGGCCAGAGGUAUUACGGUGGAAACGAAUAUGUGGAUGAAGUUGAGAAGCUCUGUCAAAAGCGGUCCGUUGCAGCCUUCCACUUGAAUCCGGAACAGUGGGGAGUCAAUGUACAACCUUACUCCGGAUCGCCCGCUAAUUUUGCCGUCUAUACUGCCCUUGUGGAACCCCAUGGAAGGAUUAUGGGCCUUGACCUACCCGAUGGAGGCCACUUGACCCACGGCUUUUACACGGCGACCAAAAAGGUUUCAGCAACAUCGAUCUUUUUUGAAUCUAUGCCUUACAAGAUCGACCCAGCCAAAGAACUGAUCGAUUAUGACAAGUUGGAGGAAACUGCCAGGCUUUUUAAACCAAAAAUGAUCAUUGCAGGAGUGAGUUGUUACCCUCGCCAUCUUGACUACAGAAGGUUCCGAGAAAUCUGUGAUCAGAACGGAGCGCUUCUAUUGGCUGAUAUGUCCCACGUCAGCGGAUUGGUCGCCGCCAAGUUGACCUCUGACCCCUUCGAGUACUGUGAUGUUGUUACUACCACUACCCACAAGACCCUGAGGGGACCUAGAAGUGGAGUCAUCUUCUACAGGAGAGGCCAGAAGGGGACAGACAAGGCAGGUAACCCCAUUUUCUAUGACUAUGAAGACAAGAUCAACCAGGCAGUAUUCCCAGGACUGCAGGGGGGACCGCACAACCACCAGAUUGCCGGCAUUGCUGUGGCCAUGAGGCAGGACCCUCCAGCCUUUACAGAGUACCAGAAGCAGGUGAUCAGCAAUGCCAAGGCUCUAGCGGAGGGGCUGAUGGGGGCUGGUUACAAGGUCGUUACAGGGGGCACUGACAAUCACCUCGUUUGGCUUGACCUUCGACCUGCUGGCCUCUCUGGGGGCAAGGCAGAGAGGGUGCUAGAGGAGGUCGCCAUCUCCGUCAACAAAAAUACAGUGCCAGGGGACAAGUCGGCACUCAACCCCAGUGGCCUCAGGAUUGGCACUCCAGCACUAACAACAAGAGGGAUGAAGGAGGAAGACAUGAAGAAGAUCGUAGCCUUCAUGGACGAGGCCUUUCGCCUAGCUAAAGACGUCCAGAUCAAGAGUGGUCCAAAAUUAGUCGACUUCAAACGGAUUCUGACCAGCAACGAGUUUAAAGGUCAAAUUGGUGACCUUAAGGGACGGAUCGAGGGUUACGCCGGCCAGUUCCCCCUCCCUGGACGACCUGACCUUUGAAUCUGACCCCUCGUGACCUUGUAGGGGCCUGGAGUGUGCGUCUAUGCAUGUGUUUGUGUUUGGGUCUUUUCAAUUUUGGAAUAGUCAUGAAAUUUGUUUAUGUCUGUCUGUCUGUUUGUCUCUCUUGCUCUCUCUCUCUCUCUCUCUCUCUCUCUCUCUCUCUCUCAGCAACACAUUUACCAAUUAAAGCAUUUUUUUCCAAUUUAAA